This is a messenger RNA of Aspergillus affinis, 1629 nucleotides long. RefSeq names its product putative MFS myo-inositol transporter. Gene Ontology annotation, biological process: transmembrane transport. The coding region runs from base 1 to 1629 and encodes 542 amino acids. The transcript is spliced from 3 exons. Gene Ontology annotation, molecular function: myo-inositol:proton symporter activity. Gene Ontology annotation, cellular component: membrane. Lineage: Eukaryota; Fungi; Ascomycota; Eurotiomycetes; Eurotiales; Aspergillaceae. The record is from RefSeq and is a predicted model, not a curated record.
AUGACGGAACAUUAUCCAUCUGACGCGAAUGCCCCCUUGCUCUCGAACGAUGCGGUCACCAACCAUCCACAUCAAGACUAUGACGAUAAUAUCCCAGAUCUGGAGUUAGGAUACUCGGGAGGCUGGUUCAUCUGGAUCUUAACAUUCUCAGCCGGGAUAAGUGGGCUUUUGUUUGGAUAUGACACAGGAGUUAUCUCGUCCACUCUCGUAUCCAUCCACUCCGAUCUUUCUCAUCGUACCCUUAAUACGUUGGACAAAAGUCUGAUCACGUCUUGCACGAGUUUAUUUGCCUUGAUUGCAAGCCCGGUGGCAGGAGUCAUGGCCGAUAGGCUCGGCCGUCGGAAAGUCAUACUGGUUGCAGACGCACUGUUCGCUGUCGGUGCAUUGUUACAGGCCGCUACCAGCGAGGUAUCGGGAAUGAUCGUUGGGAGGAGCAUUGUUGGCAUGGCUGUCGGCGGUGCUAGCUUGGUGACUCCGUUGUAUAUAUCUGAACUGGCACCACCGCAUGCCCGAGGACGACUAGUUACGAUCCUCUGCCUGUUGAUCACCGGGGGGCAAGUCAUAGCCUAUAUUAUGGGCUGGCUAUUUUCAUCUGUACCUGGAGGCUGGCGUUGGAUUGUCGGUCUUGGAAUGGUACCCGCAGUGCUGCAGUUUGGAAUCGUACUUGUGUUACCAGAAACCCCACGCUGGUCAGCGCAAGCUGGGCUCGAAACCAAUGCUAUACGCUCUUUAAUGAAGGUAUAUCAAGGCCACCCCUACAGAGAGCGCGUCGCGAAGCAGGUCCUGCAUGAUAUACAACGGGAAAUAACUGAACAAGAUGAGGAGCUGAAUACAUGCAACGAUGCGCCUCAAUUUCGCAUGCAGUGGCUGCAAAACAUGACGCAGCGUGCUCGUGAUCUAUUUCUUACACCUGGAAACCGGAGAGCAUUAACAAUCGCCAUGAUGCUGCAAGGAUUACAACAGCUAUGCGGAUUCAAUAGUUUGAUGUAUUUUUCGGCAACUAUAUUCUCCCUUCUUUCAUUCUCUUCGCCCACACUCGCUGCACUAUCAGUGGCCAUGACCAACUUUGUUUUUACAAUGCUCGCAUUUGUCUUCAUUGAUCGGAUUGGCAGGCGCCGCAUACUCCUCUAUUCUAUACCCUUCAUGAUAAUUUCUCUUCUUGCCUGUGCCUUAGCAUUUCCUUCUCUGGAAUUGCCGAAUAUGUCCGACGUCCAAGCAAGAUCAGACAGUAACGUCACUGCCCAGGCUGGCUCCUUGCUACCAAUGGUGAUCCUUGUUUGCUUUACAGUAUACACAGCAUCCUACGCAUUUGGGCUCGGCAAUGUUCCUUGGCAGCAAUCUGAACUCUUUCCCCUCAAUGUUCGCUCGCUUGGGUCUUCAAUUGCCACGGCGACAAACUGGGGGUCAAAUUUUGUUGUCGGGCUUACCUUUCUGCCUAUGAUGGAACUUCUCUCUCCUGGUUGGACAUUCGCGGUCUACGCAGCCAUAUGUAUCAUUGGCUGGUUUUGCGUGUGGUCAAAUUACCCUGAACUCAAUGGUCUUAGUCUCGAGGAGGUCAAAUGGCUCCUUGCUGCCGGCUGGGGGCUAGAUAAAGGUCUUAUCAGGCCUCAGGACACCCCGUCGAGGUGA